This is a messenger RNA of Hippocampus comes (tiger tail seahorse), 1917 nucleotides long. RefSeq lists its product as uncharacterized. The transcript has 7 exons. The record is from RefSeq and is a predicted model, not a curated record. Gene Ontology annotation, molecular function: protein binding. Lineage: Eukaryota; Metazoa; Chordata; Actinopteri; Syngnathiformes; Syngnathidae. The coding region runs from base 731 to 1555 and encodes 274 amino acids.
GAAAUACACACCAAAAAGUAAUACUCGGAUGGGAUAUUGAUUUUAUGUUAUCUUGCUGACCAUUCAUUGAUCCAUUUUCUAUAGAUCUUGUCAGUCAUUCGGGUCAUGGGUGAGCUGGACCUUAUCCCAGCUGAUUUUGACCAAUUUGGUGGACUCCCGUUGCCACAAAAACAAAAUGGCAUUGAGUUUCUCACCCGUUUCACACUCUUACACGAUGCCAGCUUUCAAAUGAGACACAUUUCGAAACAUUCGAGUGGCAAAAAUUGGAAUAAAUUUGAAACUGUAACGUGGACGCGAAUCCAAAGCAAAUUAAUCCUCCGGUAACAUGAGACAUGAGGCUGCAGCAGACCAUUAUAUAACAAAGAAGGCAAUUCAGGGCAUGAAAAUAAAUAAAUAAAUGGAACAUGUCUUAAGUCUAUUAUGUUCCUGUCAUAUCUCCUCAGUUAAGGUGAUCAAAGUGUCAAAUUUGGUUAUUUUCCACCUUGACUAUGAAUGUUUUCCACCUUGCUCGCUGAACACGGUUGCUAGGCAACACAGGAGCAACAGUCCAGUCGCAGUAGGAGCGUCUCACCUGACUGAGGCAGCUCAGGGUCAGGAGGAGUUACUCGCAGAGAACACCAACACAGGAUCUCGCCUCCAUGGGUCACGGCCGCAUCUUCGCACAUCCCGAUGAUACGACUCACAAUGUGUUGUUAAAGGCUGGCAGAGUUCUCCAGUGCACGAUUGGGACAUGUCAGAGAGUUCUUCAGGCGUGAACACUCUCAGUGAAAGCCUCCCCAAAUCCUACUUGUCCCACUACUCCGAGCUCGGUGUGGCACACUUGCCUGCCACCGUGCACCAGAGUCCUGAUUCUGGACUUGGAUCGACACCUCUUCCAUCCAACCGCUUUCGGUUUGCCUCGUGGCAUCACCUGCCGCAGUGUGACCUCACCGGAGAUCAGCUGACCUGCCCCAGGGUCCGAGAAGGGCCAUCCGAUGAGGAGCUCUUUCAAAGACAGGCGGAUUCAGCGUGUGUGGAGAGAUGGCGGCGCAAGAAGAGAGAGAAGGAGGGGCAGAGUUGGGAAGAGAGACGACAGGAGAAUUGGGAAAACUGUCUGGAGCUGAAUCUCUCCUACCAGGAUUUGGGCGACGCCUUCCAAGAAGAAAACUUCCUCCGCAUUCUCCGCAGGUUGAUCCGCGUGGAGCAACUGCAGCUGGUCAACAACUCUCUUAGCAACCUGAGUUCUGUCCGCCUGCCAAGGUGCAGAGUAUUAAAUCUGCACCGCAACCAUCUGGUGUCUUUGCACCAGUUGCCAAAACUUCCAGCUGUAGAGCAGCUUUGCUUGUCCGAGAAUGCCAUUAGCUCCCUGGGCGGAUUGGACAGAUUGAGGAACAGUCCUCUGCGAUCCCUAAACAUGACUCUCAACCCAGUGACCUUUUCUCAGGACUACCGUGCACGUGUGUUCUCCUGCUUGCCAAAUCUUGAGAUCCUCGAUGGAGUCCCGAUGCUGUCGGAAGACCAUCUCCACACUGGACUCCACUUCCCACCAAUCACAAGGAUGUGCAACAUUUUGUGACGUUUUCUAUAGGAAUGGAUAUGUGCUAUCCAGACUCACAUCUACUCAGAGGAGAAAACACCCCAAUCUUUUUUUACAUUAAAUGUGCCACAACUCUUGCCAAAACCACCAUAUCUAAAAUAUACGCUUUGCAGGUUUAAGCGUUUAUGGUCGCGUCUAGUUUAAAUUGUGUAUAACUGACAAUAACGGAAUGCAGUGGAAGGAAACAUGUUGACAAGAUCUUCAGGAGAUAAUAAGGCUAAUCAUGACUACAUUACAUAUCAUUGGCUGAACCAAACGUGCCUGUUUCCAUGCCUGUUUUUGCAUAGAUAAUAUAUAUGUUUUUAGACGGUGACUGGAAUAAACCAAUAAAAAUGUGACUU